AUGGCAUCAUCGACCACCACUUCCACAGAUCCCUCCCAUCUUGCAUUCACGUCAUUGCCAGAUCGCCCCAUUCUCACCGUUUGUUCAAAAUGCCGUGGAGAAGGCAAGCUGGUUCAAGCGCCUUCCAGAAAGGCUCGAAAACGAUACAAGCAAUCUUCCAAUGAUGCCAAGAAGAACAAGAAUCUGCCACCACCCCGCAUCGAUGGUUGCAAACCAUGUGGUGGCUCGGGCCUGGUGGUGGCUGCCACCGACGACGAAAUCACCACCAACAAUACAAGUAACAACAACAACAAUUAUCCCCAUGUUGGAAUUGUGGGUGGCGGUUUGGGUGGCUUGGCGUUGGCCGUGGCGUGUCGGCAUCGGGGCAUUCCUUUUACGGUAUACGAGCGAGAUGCCAACUUUUUUGAACGAUCGCAGGGUUAUGGACUCACCAUGCAACAGGCAUCGCGGGCAUUGAAAGCAUUGGGGAUUCCCGUGCCGCUCCAAGAUGGCAUUGUCUCGACCAAACACAUGGUCCACAAACCAGAUGGCACCGUGGUGGGCGAAUGGGGAUUACGAAAAUGGAUUGGGAAUAAUAAAAAGCAAGAACAAAAUGACAAAAAGAAGAACAACAGCAACAACAACAAACGACAAAAUGUUCAUAUAGCACGACAAGCCCUUCGUUACGAGUUAUUACAAGCGUUAGGAGGACCCACGCAAGUCCAAUGGGGGCAUCGAUUGGUCGAGUUUUCGGAACAGGAGGAUAGAGUAGACUUGACAAUUGAAGUUGCCAACAACGACAAUACACAUUCAGAAAAAGCCAAACCGACAAUCAAACAGACGAGUGCAUCCUUGCUGGUGGGAGCAGACGGCAUUCGAAGUUCUGUUCGGAGGCAAGGGCUGGGCGAAGAGCAGUCGCCACUGCGCUACUUGGGAUGCAUUGUCAUUCUGGGAAUAUGUCCUCUGACACACAAUCAAGUCCAAGACUUGCAAUCGCCCCUAUUGGAUGGUGAAACAGUCUUUCAGACAGCGGAUGGCAGCACGCGAAUCUACAUGAUGCCAUACUCACAGAAAGAGUACAUGUGGCAAUUGUCGUUUCCGAUGGACGAACAAGCUGCCAUGGCACUGAGCCAACGAGGACCACAGGCUCUCAAAGACGAAUCCCUCAAAAUGUGUCAUGCUUGGCACACUCCCAUUAUUCCCAUUCUGAAACAAACACCAGCAACCUUGGUGUCCGGAUACCCAGUCUAUGACAGAGAUGUACUGACCAAACAGCACUUGACGACAACAUUGUCAUCAUCGUCAUCGAGAUUGCGACGUGUCACUUUACUAGGCGAUGCGGCUCAUCCCAUGAGCCCCUUCAAGGGUCAGGGUGCGAACCAGGCCCUGUUGGAUGCUCUGUUUCUGGCAAGAACAAUAUUCAAGGACUUCAACAACAACGACAACAACAAGAACACAACACAACAUGAAACUACUUUAAGCAACGAUACGUCACUAGACUGUGAGGCUGCAAUCUUGGAAAAGCUCUUGGAAACGUACGAGACUGAAAUGUUGGAGAGGUCCUCCGUCAAAGUGGAAGCGUCCGCCAAGGCGGCGCACUUUCUUCACACAAACGUCGCCAUCCAGGAAGGAAACGUGACAAGAGGGGCGGCAGCAAACAGUAAAUAA
Messenger RNA from Seminavis robusta, 1647 nucleotides. NCBI's taxonomy places the organism in Eukaryota, Bacillariophyta, Bacillariophyceae, Naviculales, Naviculaceae. The record is from the annotation of a GenBank genome assembly.